This is a messenger RNA of Asterias rubens (European starfish), 1613 nucleotides long. RefSeq lists its product as uncharacterized. The record is from RefSeq and is a predicted model, not a curated record. The coding region runs from base 148 to 942 and encodes 264 amino acids. The transcript has 2 exons. NCBI's taxonomy places the organism in Eukaryota, Metazoa, Echinodermata, Asteroidea, Forcipulatida, Asteriidae.
UUAAACGCAUCGCACUACACUGUUUUUAGACUACGCCUUAGACGCAUUGAAAGUGGUGUCUGCAAAUUACACUAAGGGUGUUCUCUAAAGACACAGGCCUAAAGACAACUGGACCUUCGCAACAGCCAAAAACUAAAUUCUAUCAGCAUGGCAAGCAAAUACGAGCCUGACAGUUUUGAACGUGACAUUGAUCAUGUUUUUGAUCAUGACAUUGCUGUCAUGAUCAGGUCGGGAUACUCUCAAGGGAAAUGGCCCAAGGACCGGUUUGAAUGGCCCAAGGAAACCAUUCUCAUUGUGCAAAGUCCAGAAGGGACCCCCAAGAUGUAUUACAACAAACCUAAUGAGCUUCAUGCUGAGCUUCUUUUCCAAGCUGACCUUAAGGCUGACCUUGAGGCUGACCUUGAGUCUGACCUUGAUUCAGCGAAUAAGUCACCUGAGUCAGCGAAUAAGUCACCUGAGUAUACAUGUACACUCUACAUCAACUACUCCCCGUGUGGUGACUGUGCUGACAAGAUCAUACAAUUCAUAGAAAAACAUGACAAGGUCGAGUUUAACAUUCACUUUGCCAAGACCUUCACAGAUAAAACCGGCCGCAACAAGUUAAAGGGUAAUGAUAGGAUUACCUUGUCACCCAUGGAUAGUUCUGCAUGGAAGAAGGUGACACUUUUAAUGCUGGACUAUUAUAUUGGAAAAAUGCAAAAGUCUAAACCAGGAGAAGACGCAGAUGAAAGCUUGGACAUUGAAGGCAGUGACAUUCAAAAACUAAAAAAAAUGGAAAACUUGAAAGAAAAGAUUCAAAGUAUUGAAUCAGGAUAUGAAGUACUCAAAAAAACAGUUGAAGACUUGGGCAUUGACAUCAAGCCUGAUGACUGGAAAGAACAGAGAGAGAAAGCAGAUGAGUAUGAAAAACAAGACAUUAAGAAUUCGGUGAACAAACUCUAGGUGUUCGGUUCCUGGGAGUAAAAGCCUGGUAUAAAAAACAAAUAAUGCACCUUGCUUUGUUCUCAAGAUUUGUACUAAAUGAUCAAAAUUGCAAAAAUUGUCAAAACAUUAUGAGGAUGUCAUCAUGACAUCAUUUUGAGUUCAAGAAGUUAAUGUCAUCGACUUACAAUACACCAAGUUUCACCUCAGUCGAACUUUUGGUUUGGCAUACACACAGCUUUGAAAAGUGCACCUUUAAAGCAAUACCACGUGACACAUGAUGACGUCAUGAAGCUAAGACUCCACAGAUAUGUUGCUGUUAUGAAGGAGAUUAUGUUUACCAAUUUUGAAACAAUUGUCAUAAACUCUUUGACACAAACAUCUAGUAAAAGUGUAUCUUUAGAUGUUUUUUUGGUGACGUCAUCGGUAUUAUUUUUUUUAAACCAGACCUUUGGCAGACUUGUAUGCUGUGAUGGUAAAGCAUCAACUGAUGUAUAUUUCAACCUAAAAGCCAUUGUCAAGUUUUGAUCACUUGCAUGAUUUGGUACUAAUGGAAGAAUUUAAGAGUUGUCUUCCAAGUAAUAUUAGAACACAUUUAUAAGCAAUCAUUAUUCACACUAAAGGAACACGUUGCCUUGGAUCGGUCGAGUUGGUCUUUGAAAAGCGUUUGUAACCGUUUGUUAUAAAAUGCA